AUGACCUCACGACAUUUUAGCCAAGAGGGGGUAUACACCAGAAAAUCGGCAUCCAUCGUGAGGAGGUCCAUCAUCGAGAAAUCGACUCUUCAUUCGGCUGCCACAUUGCCAAUCGUCGUCGAACAGCAUGAGGGCCUACAGAAGCACCCUCCCAGCUCUGCGAGCAGCAGGGAGACCAGUCACACGGAAACCGCAAACAGGGGCUCGUCACGCCAGCAACCGCUCUCGCCCCAAUCCUCAGGACGGAGGCGGCGGGAAGAGACUGGCUGGAUUCCUGGCCAUCUUUGCUCUGGGCGCCGGCGCUGGUGCCGCCUACUACUAUCCCGUCCUGUUCCCCGGCACCGACGCCGAAGCAGUCAAGCCUGUCAUCCCAAGGCGCAGAUCAAGUUUGAGAAGGAGCGACAGCAGGCUACCUCCAAGGAGCACAACCGGGACAUCAUCAGCUCGCAGCACGCGCAGGUUCGCCAAAGCUGGGAGAACCCCGGCGUGUAUGCGUGGGGCUCCAACGCGGGCAAGGUCGUCGACCAGCAGUCGAAGGAGACCUACGUCAAGCUCCCCAGGAGGAUCCCUUACUUUGACGGAAAGCUUCUGCGGGACGUCAAGCUGACGCAAAACUUUGGCGUCGCCGUCACCGAGGAGGGCAACCUCGUGCAAUGGGGCCUCGGCUUCUCCCAAGUCGACCCCAGCCCCGCGGAGACGCUCAAAGGCAAGAACCUCACCAAGAUCGCUGUCUCGGACGAUCGAAUCCUCGCUCUGGCCUCCAAUGGCGCAGUCUAUGCCGUGCCGGCCUCGCUCGGCGACCAAGAUACGGCUGAGAAGGCGCAAGCCCGGGCGCAGCAGUCGUCGUCCUCCUCGUCCUCCUGGUUUCCUUUUUGGGAGCUCGGGCGCAAGCGUUUCUCGAGCCCAGCACCAUUCGAACCCUGA
Molecule: messenger RNA, 924 nt
Organism: Verticillium alfalfae VaMs.102
Lineage: Eukaryota; Fungi; Ascomycota; Sordariomycetes; Glomerellales; Plectosphaerellaceae
Exons: 2
Coding region: 1-924 (307 amino acids)
Biological process (GO): mitochondrial respiratory chain complex III assembly
Cellular component (GO): mitochondrial inner membrane
Source: RefSeq, a predicted model, not a curated record